AUGUCAUUAAGAGCUAACGGUAAGACGCCCAAGAAGGCUAGAAAUGAACAAGAUCCCAUAGAGGUUUACUGUAGGAUUAGGCCAUUGCCCAAAGAUCGCACACAAUCAUGCGCUCAAGCAGUUAGCCAAACAGAAGUACGACUUAUUCCUACACAAUAUCAUUGUGGUAACAAAUACUUUUAUGAUAUCCUUCCGCAGGGUUGUAAUGCUGCCAAAAUGAAUCACGCAACAGAGACAUCGCAUUUUUUUGAGCAUGUAUUCGAUCGAGGCGCAAAUCAACCAGAUGUUUUCAAUCGCAUCGCUUUACCCUUGGUUGAAAACUUUAUUCAUGGAAAGAAUGGAUUAAUAUUUGCAUAUGGAAUAACAUGCUCCGGCAAGACGUUCACAAUGAAUGGAACAUCAUCUGAUAUUGGGAUUUUACCGCGAUGUUUGGACGUUAUCUUCAACUCUAUUGGAAGUUUCAUGGCUCCCCAAAGUACAUUCAUACCGGAUAAAGUGAACAGCUUUGAAAUAUGCAAUAUAAAACAAGACCGUAAAAGUGCUAAUGAAAAGAAGCCAUCAUCUAUACGUGUCAACACAUUAAAGAAUCAGGCGGAUUUUGGACGUGAUAUUAAGAGAAUAUAUGACGACACCAAAAUUACCAAUGCCGACGAAGAUAAUGUAUACUCGGUAUUUGUUUCAUUGGUUGAAAUCUAUAACAACUACGUAUACGAUUUACUAGAAGAGCCAUCAAAUGAUAUAAACAAAUCCAAGCUACCUAAUUCCAAAAUAUUACGGGAAGAUCUGAAUCACAACAUGUUUGUUAGCAACUGCACUGAAGUGGAAGUCAGAUCAGCAGAUGAAGCCUACGCUUUACUUCUGAAAGGGCAGCAAAGGAGACGUGUAGCUUAUACCCGUUUGAACCAUGAAUCAAGCCGAAGUCAUAGCAUAUUUAAUAUUCGCCUGGUUCAAGCCCCACUGGAUGUUACAGGAUUAGAUUUAAUUCGUGACAAGAAUAGGAUGGCCGUUAGCCAAUUAUCAUUAGUCGACCUAGCGGGUUCAGAAAGAACAAUACGGACCAACAGUGACGGAGAUAGACUAAGAGAAGCAGGAAAUAUAAAUUCUUCUUUAAUGGUUUUACGUAAAUGUAUGGAAAUCCUCCGAGAUAAUCAAGCAAAAGGAUCAUAUACAAUGGUUCCAUAUCGUGAUUCUAAGCUGACACACUUAUUUAAAAGCUUUUUUGAAGGCGAAGGCAAAGCUCGCUUAAUUGUUUGCCUUAAUCCAUUGGCGGAUGACUAUGAUGAGAGUAUUCAUGUGAUGAAAUUUGCUGAAGUAACAAAAGAAGUAGUUGUGACUCGCGCAAAGGAAAUAGAUAUUGCAGAAGGUUUAAUGCCGGGAAGGAGAAAAGUUGCCGAUGCCGUAGCAGAAAGAGGCUUUACAGACGAGAGUGGCGAUGAAAUUGCACUAACUCUUGGACCUCCUUUUCCUAAUUACUUGCUAUCAUCAGCCGAUGAUGAAAAGAUUUUAUCCAUUCUGAUGAAAUUCCUUAAGGAUCGAUUUACUAAUCGCCAACUGUUAAAUAAUGAACGCAAAAGAAAACGUAAUGUUAAAUUAAGGCAGCAAUUAUUUCGAAAUGAGCUCAUUCGGGUAGAAGGUGAAUAUAACGCCAUGUCAAAGAAUUUAAAUGAGUUCAAAGCUGAAGUUUCCAACAAGGAUAGAGAGGUACAAAGUUUGGAGCGUAAGCUUAAAAAUGCUUCAGAAAAGAUCGAGCUAUUGCAGAAGAAUAUCGAAGGUUUUGAAACAAGCAAUAGGGAACUCGAAUUGCAGUUAAUUGAGCAUAGACGAAUGGUUGAAGAUGAAAAACAAGAAAGAACUAAGUUAAAGGAGGCUAUUAGAGGAGCUGUCUUCCAAGAGAGGGAUAAAUGGGAGCGAGAAUGUGAUAAAAGAGUUAAAGCUAGCCAAUUGCAAAUGAAAUCAAAACUAUGGGAAACCGAUGAAAAACUUCGAUUACUGAAAGAAAUAGUUGAGUCCACACCCACAAAAAGAAAAUCUGUUGGUGUCAAUGUUCUUUCAUCAAUUGAUAAACUUGAAGAAAAAGAACGAAAGAGAAAAAGCAGUGAAAGUUCUGCAGAUGUAGACGAGAAUUCAAUUAGUAUAACGAGAAAAAGUGUACGAUUAGCCGGAAGAACCCCAGUAAUGAAGUCUAAUGUAUACCAUAAGAUGCUUAGUAGACCAAGGCAUGAAUUAAAAUUUUAUGAAUGUAGUGUAAUCUAA
This is a messenger RNA of Trichoplax adhaerens, 2253 nucleotides long. RefSeq lists its product as uncharacterized. The transcript is spliced from 30 exons. Gene Ontology annotation, cellular component: kinesin complex; microtubule; nucleus. NCBI's taxonomy places the organism in Eukaryota, Metazoa, Placozoa, Uniplacotomia, Trichoplacea, Trichoplacidae. The record is from RefSeq and is a predicted model, not a curated record. Gene Ontology annotation, biological process: microtubule-based movement. Gene Ontology annotation, molecular function: ATP hydrolysis activity; microtubule motor activity; ATP binding. Bases 1 to 2253 code for a protein of 750 amino acids.